Messenger RNA from Paramecium sonneborni, 2555 nucleotides. NCBI's taxonomy places the organism in Eukaryota, Ciliophora, Oligohymenophorea, Peniculida, Parameciidae. The record is from the annotation of a GenBank genome assembly.
AUGCAAAAUGAAUUGAUAUGUCAAAAACAUCCACAUAAUUAAAUAACUCUGAUUUGUACAGAAGAUGAUGAGUUUCAUAGUUGUUAAAGGAGACUAUGUUCGGACUGUAUACAUUUACAUGGUGGAGAUGCUAGUAAAUUAAUUCCAAUUUAACAAUUUAAUGAUCAUAUUAAAUUGAAAUAAGAAAAACUUGAACAUUAUUUCUUGGUUAGUAAAAGGAACUUUUUUAAAUAAUAUGAUGAUAUUGAAAAGAAAUUAAAGGAUUAUUUGGAAAAUACUAGAAAUUCCGCAGAAGCAAUAUUUAAUGAAUUAAUACUAGAAAACCUUCAUUUUAAAGAGCUGAUUAGUUCUUGCAGAACAUCAGAUCUCAAUGAGAUUUUUUAAGGAAAAAAAUUUGAUACUUGGAAGUCUUUGAUAAAUUCUAUUGUUGAUAAAUUGAGCACAACUAAUUUAUUAAUAGGGGAUAAUCUACAAUAACUCAUUUCAAAGCAUAAUGAUGAAGUUUCCUAAAUUUUUUGGCAAGAAAAAGUUUAAAUAUACGAUGGUUUUCAAAUGAAAAAGAAUAAAAAAAUAAAAACAAAAUUUUUGGUAAAAUUUAAUAGAAAUCAUGAAAUAAUUUAUAUACAUGAUGGAGAAAUUCUAAAAAAGUAAUAUUUGUUAUCAUUUAGAUUAAAAUUUUAUAAUUUAACAUAUCAGCCAGAAAUAGUGAGUAAUUUAGAAAUAAUUUAGCAUUUCAAUUAUUUUUCUGGUGGUGUGAGAAACAACUACAAUAUUGGAAAGUAAUAUGUUUAUUGGAAAGGAUAAGUUUAAGAAGGUGUUUUUGGGGAGUAUUCGAUGGAAGGAAAAAAAGUAGGACUUUGGAAAAUACCAAUUUAGAAUUUUUGGGAGUAAUAAAAUAAAAUAAUAAAAAUUAGUGAAGCUUUAAUUUUUAUGGUAGGAGAAUAUGUAAAUGAUUAAAGAAAUGGAUAAUGGGAUUAUAUAUUCGAAGAAUAAGACAAUAAUAAUGUUUUAAAAAUAAAAUCCAGAAGAAAUGGAGGAUGGUACAAUCAAUAAGGAUUAAAAGACGGAAAUUGGUUAGAAUUAAGCGAAAUUUCAGAUAAGUAUUUAUUAUUUUGAAUUUUAAAUCAGCCAUGAUAUCAUUUUUUAUGAAGGAAAUUAUUAAAAUGGCAAAAAAUUUGGGGGUUGGAAAAUGAGUUAAGAUAAUGACUAUAAAGGAUCUUUUAAUAAUUAAGGAUAAAAAAUAGGAAAAUGGUAUGAGAUGAAUGAUUUCUCUUUUUUGUAUAAUCUAUAAAUAUCAUGCAUUUAGGGAUAUCAAAAUAAGUUGUUCUGGAAAUUAUGAAAAUGGAGUUAAAAUUGGUAAAUGGUAAAGCUUUUAUUGUAAUGAAAUCAUGUAAUAAAAACAAAUAAUAUAAGUGGGGAAGGAGAAUAUACAAAUGAUGGUUUGAAGUAAGGUGAAUGGAAAGAUUUCUGGGAAGGUUUUUCUCGGUAAUUAAAAUCAAUAUUCUUAAAAGAGAAUGUUAAGUAGUAAUGUAAGGCUAAUAUGAAAACAAUAAAAAAAUAAACGAAUGGACAAUUUUUUAUAAAAGGAAUCCUGACUAAAAAUAUGAGAAAAUGUAAAAUUAAUAUUUUAAUUAUUUUUUUAGUGGUGGAGGUAUUUACGAUUAGAAUGGAAUGAAAACUGGUGAAUGGAUAGAUUUAAGUGAUAAUUUUAAUUGGUAGUUAUUAAUAUUUAUAAUUUCUUUAGUUUUGGUGAAGUUUUUCAUUAGGGAAAAUAUAAAAAUAAUAAGAAAAUUGGAAGAUGGAUAACAAAAUUAGACAGUUUAUCUUUAAAAGAAAUGUAAAUGUAGAAUAAUAGUAAAAAGUGGUGGAGGACAGUAUAUUUAAGACGGAGUAAAGGAUGGGGAAUGGACUGAAGUAAGUGAUGACUACUCUCAGUAUUAAAUAAUAUAUUUCUUCGUUAGGUUUAAUUAAGUAACUUUUAAAGGAGUGUAUAAAAUAGGUUAAAAAAAUGGUUUAUGGAAGAGUUUUCUGGAAGAGAAAGAAAUGUAAUUAUUAUUAUUUAAUUGAUUAUUAAUAUUUAUUAGAGGUUGUGGUUCAUAUAAUCAAAAAGGGUUAAAAAAUGGCUAUUGGAUAGAUUUAUGUAACUAAUUUUAUAUGUAACUGUUUUUUAUAAUAAUGUUUAAUAGUGAUGCACAAAUUAUUUAUUGUGGUGAUUAUCAAAAUGGUAUAAAGAAUGGUAAAUGGAACAUAAUGUAUAAGACAAAGAAUUAAAAUGAGUUUGAAUAGAUGUAUUUGACUUGAUUUCUAAAAAUUAAUUUUAGAGGUGGAGGAGAUUAUUAAAAUGGAUAAAAAGAAGGGGAUUGGACAGAUGUGGAUUCUGAUUUUCGUUGGUAAUUAUUGAUCAAAUACUAAAAUAGCACUUACUAAGUUACUCAUACUGGAAAAUACUCAAAUGGUAGAAAAAAUGGCCAAUUUUAAAAGAAAGAAAGAAAACCCAAUAAGAUGGAUUAAGGAUUUAUUUUAUGUAUAUUAGUUUCUUAACUUUAGGUGACUGA